AUAUUCCAGACAAUCGCUUCCGGAGCUUUCGCUGGUAUUCCUCUUUUACUCUUAUGGUUACCCAACAACUGUCUAAGCUCAAUUACUCCAGCAACAUUUCAAGGAGCACUUUUUCUCCGACAGUUGUCUCUGGCCAACAAUAACAUCAAAGACAUUCAGCCUCUCUCUUUUAAUCACCUUGCGAAUCUGCACACUGUUGACCUUGCUAGCAAUAAAAUUCACUCUCUACCGCAGGGAGCAAUUCAAGGAUCAGAUCAUCUCACAGUCAGGCUUCAAGAGAAUCCGAUGGUCUGCUUACAAGAUGGAUUCCAUGUUAUGAACGGUAACCAGGCAAUCAAUCUUACCACUGAACCAAAUAAUAUCUGUAGAACUAAGUGGAACGAGGGAAGCCACGAAGUUUGUCUGAAAGGAAGUGCAAAUCCAAUAGCGCCACAGUGCUGCGAACGAAAUGCAAUGGUCAGUGCGAUAACAACAUCCGCUGCCACUCCUACAACCACGUUUAACGAAGGUGAUGAACUUGAUGGAGAGCAGAUUAUAAAAGCGAUUAAUAGUGAAGAAGAAGAGGAAAAUGAGCAAAUAUUGUCUCUCGAGCAUCGCAGCGAAGAAGACAAUACAGCAGAAACGACAAAGCUCAACUCAUCAUACCACACAUCAAGGGCUCCAACAAAAACUGUAAACAUGGAUCGUUUCUGGAGGUUAUCGCAUCAACCGUCAACUGAAUCUUCACGAUUACAACAUCGGUCCGAAACAACGUUGGGAUACAGAUAUACGGUGAAGGUUGGGACACCAGCUAAUUUUGGGGUCUUUGAAGGCUAUAGUUGCGGUCAAAAUAUAAUUGUUUCCGUUGAUUAUUGA
Molecule: messenger RNA, 855 nt
Organism: Haemonchus placei
Lineage: Eukaryota; Metazoa; Nematoda; Chromadorea; Rhabditida; Trichostrongylidae
Source: the annotation of a GenBank genome assembly